This is a messenger RNA of Elaeis guineensis (African oil palm), 3924 nucleotides long. RefSeq names its product PWWP domain-containing protein 1. NCBI's taxonomy places the organism in Eukaryota, Viridiplantae, Streptophyta, Magnoliopsida, Arecales, Arecaceae. The record is from RefSeq and is a predicted model, not a curated record.
ACUCCCUCUCUCUCGUUCCAGGGUUUCGUUUGCGAUCUCCGGGCGAUGGAUCUCUAGGGUUUCACCGCUCGGUUGAAUCCUUCGGCAUAAUCAUCGGCUUCCUAGUGUUCCUUUACUCUCUGCCGGCGUUCUCCGCUCGAUUUCUCUCGUUUGGAAGCUCGCCGUGCCUUUCAGGCGAUGAUCUUCGUCGACAAGGAGGUAGAUAGGAAUCCAGCCACCGCCACCGCCGAUAUAUCCUUCGUUGGGAUGGAAAAACCCCAAGAUGGAACUAGGGUUUCCGACGGGUCCGUUCGCCAAAGCGGUGGCUCAGGCUCUAAUCCAUCUAGGGUUCUACCCGACAUCGAUCCGGCGGCGGCGGCGGCGCAGCCAGAUGCUGAAAUCGAGUUGGAGGUAGCUAGGGUUUCUGAAUCCGAGGAUGCCAGAAACGAUUCCUCAUCUGUGAAUGCCGGAGUCGACCGAUCGAUGCCGGUCCAGGCGGAGAACCGGGUCUCGAAUACGGGUGCCGCGACCCAGGAGCCUGUGUCUCUCCAGUUGUCUUUGGCUCCACAGGCGGCGCCACCGGAGUCCUGGAUGCAUGGCUUCGAGAUCGGCGACAUGGUCUGGGGGAAGGUGAAAUCCCAUCCAUGGUGGCCUGGAUACAUCUACAACGUUCAUUUUGCGCCUCCCGAUGUCCGGAGGACGAGGAAGGAGGGCCAUCUCCUCGUUGCGUUCUUCGGGGACAGCAGCUAUGGGUGGUUUGUUCCAGAUGAGGUUAUCCCUUUCGAGUCUUACUACCUGGAGAAAUCGAAGCAAACGACCUCGAAAAAUUUCGUCUUGGCUAUGGACGAGGCAGUAUAUGAGGAGAGCCGGAGAGCUGCUUUGGGUCUGACGUGCUGCUGUCGGAAAGUAAGAAACUUCAGGUAUUUUGGUUUUCCAGGGUAUGUUUGUGUCGAUGUGCCGGGCUAUGAGCGAGGGGCAGAGUACUCUGUGAAACAGAUAGAUCGUAGCCGUGAAAGCUUCGUGCCUGAAGAGUUACUGUCCUUUCUGCUGCAGUUGGCAUUGGCCUCUCAAAGCGACGAGCCCUGGGGCAUUGAUUUCAUCAGGAGAAAGGCAAGGUUGCUAGCUUACAGGAAGGCUGUGUAUGAAGAGUACGAUGAGACUUAUCCACAAGCAUUUGGAGUGCAGCCGGUACGGCCGUCUCCAAAUGAUGCAGAAACACUAGAUCGGCUCGAUUACUUUGCACCCAGAGCUAUGCUACUCAGCGGUCAGCUCAGAAUUGCGGAAAACUUGGGCGACGCGAGGCUCUUCUCCUCCUCCUCCAGACCUGCCACAGGUACUCCCAAGAGUCCCUCAUCGUUAAAGAAGACCAAGUACGUCCUCAUCAAAAAGCGAAAGGAAGAACGAGGAGUGAAGCACCCAAGCUCCAGCCUAGGAUUCUCUAGGCCUAUUCAGUUUCUCUGCUCACCCCCUCCUAAAACUCAUGAGAUGACAAGGGCCAUUCACUACCACAAGUCUCCACAGAGACAGGCCGCAGCAUCCAAAUCCCAGGCCGGCGGCAAUUAUAUGCUUCAGAGGCCGUCUAAGCUGAUGUCGGAAGGUAGAAAAGUUGCGACCAGCAACAAGUUACAGGUACCAUCGGAACAGAAGGAAACGAAGUUGGCAGUAGGGCCGAGUGCAAUGCAGCAAGCUUCUGCUACUAGCUCCCAUAUGGAAGGUCAACCAUUGCCAACCGAUGGCCACAGUAGUAAUAAUCUCAGACGGGAGACAAAAUCUGCAGUAGCUUUGCCGGCAUCUGAUCGUGCAGCACGAGAGGAGAGCUCGAAAGCUCGAGCUGUGGCAACGUUGAAUGGAGUAGUGGUAAAGAAGAAGAAGGCUCCAAAGCGAUUGAGGGACGAUGCAGGUUCUGUUGGACCUGAAGACAGUGGAGGCAUCAAGAAAAAGAAGACAAAGAAAGUGCUUGGUAUUGAGGCUGGCCCUUCUAGAGAUGGACGAGAAUCUUAUGGGAAAUUUGCAGGCAGGUCAACCAGUACUGGGCUUGGACAUGGACAGAUUGUCCGAACGGAAUCUCAGAAGAGAGAUGAUGGAGUUCUGAGAACCUCGGAUCUCCAUAGUGCUGCUGCUCGGCAACCCAGAGUGGAUGUGAGUUCUCUCAGUCUGGAGUUUCCGCAGCUACUGAGCGACCUAAAAGAACUGGCAGCGGAUCCUUUGUAUGCAAUCGAACGCAAUGCUCCCGGUGUUGUCCUCCAAGUAUUUUCCAAGUUCCGGUCACAGGUGUAUCAGAAGUCGCUCCACCCACCAGAAAGUGAUCAUGAUAUGGCCAAGCUGCAAGCCACUAGAGUGGCUGUUGUUGCUCGAUCACUGGUGGAACCUGGUGCUGGGAAUGCUGACAUGGUCUUUGGGAAGGAAGCAAAGGAUCAUAGAGAGCCUUCAUCAUCUGCCUUAAAGCUAUUGAAGCCCAAGCUGAAGCCAAAUGAUCCAAGGAAGGCUGUUCGCAAACGGAGAUCAUCUGACCAACAGGAACAGUCGAAUGAAAAGAAGCUAAGGAAAAUGAAUCAACUCAAUGCAGUAGCUAUACAGAAGAAGGCAGAGCAGCGAAGUCAAAAGGAAUCAAGAACAGCAACAGCAUCAGCGGCUUCGGCAAAGCCAAAUAACAAGGGAGCAGACACCGUCAAGAAGCAAGAGCCAGCCCCCCCUCCUCUGCCAUUCUCUCCAACAGCUCUGUUACUCAAAUUUCCGCUUGGAACGUCGCUUCCGUCGGUUGCAAAACUGAAGGCGAGGCUGGCGGUGUUCGGACCGUUGGUUAAAGAUUCUACCCGUGUCUACUGGAAGUCUGAUUCGUGCAAAGUGGUCUUUAAGCACAAGCCCCAUGCAGAAGCCGCUCUCAACUAUUCUAGAAAAAAUGACCUCCUUCUUGGUCCACUUCGGUGCUGCAUCCGUGAGCUUGAUCCCACCACACUUAAACCACUCUCCUUUAAUCCUGGGAAGCUGCCACCACCGCAGUCGCAUCUCAGCCAUGGCCCUCUGGUCAGUCCUGGAAAUGGUGGUCAGCCUCGGGCUUUACCAUAUCAGCAGCAACAGGCACCCAUAGUCCAGCUGAAAUCCAUCUUAAAGAAACGUUGUGAUGUGGGUGGUGGCUCUGUGGGCAAUGCUGCAAGAGAGGCUCCGCGACGAGUAACAUUCAUACUGGAUGGCAGAGAUAAUGAUAGGAUAGAAAAGGAGCCACCUGUGGCGCCUGCUGUUAGCAAUGGCAAUGGAGGGAGUUAUGCAGCUGGGUCUUCAUCUUCUCUUCCAUUGAUGGAUCCUAUGACUAAUUCUAAGAAUCCCAAAUCAUCCGGUUUGCUUCCUACUCCACCACCUCCAUUACAUUCCCAUCUAUCAAAUUCUCUUCCUCUCCGACCGUCCAUUUCAUUUCCACCUCCACCUCGUGCUGCUGGUGGCCCAUUUCCAUCCAUUGCACUUCCGCUUCCACUUCCACCUCCACCUCGUGUCGUCGGUGGUCCACCACCUCGGCCGCUCCCUCACACCGUAGACACGUUUGAAGCCGGUGGCUUUGGACCAGCCCAGUUCAACGAGUCCCGACUGCAGCACAAUGGACAACAUGCUGUGGUAGGAGGAACGAACAAACCAGAUAUCUCAAGCCAAAUGCUAAUCCUGCUGAGGAAGUGCAGCCACAUUGUCAACAAUAUCAAGUCUUCUCUCGGCUAUAUACCAUACCGCCCGCUGUAGAAGUCUCUGAUGAUGUUAGAAUCCGACGGUGCCCGUCGAUGCUGUGUGGAGUUGCAGAUGAAUCCUCUUCUGACAAACAUGGUAAGGAGAUGAUAAGAAGCUGUUGUACUUCUCGUAGAGAGUGUGUGGUAGAACAUUUAUGUUUGUUAUGGUUGAUAACUAGCAGUACUGUAUGGAUAUUAGACAUCUAUCUUAAUCUUAUCUUCUUCUGUUUGUUAA